This is a messenger RNA of Triticum aestivum (bread wheat), 1122 nucleotides long. RefSeq lists its product as uncharacterized. Lineage: Eukaryota; Viridiplantae; Streptophyta; Magnoliopsida; Poales; Poaceae. Bases 1 to 816 code for a protein of 271 amino acids. The transcript has 5 exons. The record is from RefSeq and is a predicted model, not a curated record.
AUGGGGCUGGAUCUGGUUGCCCAGGGAGCACGGGGCAAUACCCACGCUGCUACCACUGAGCGUAUCCCUCCCUUGCCGCACCACUCCCACCCCGAUCCUAAAGAAAAGAAAUUCCACUCCCACCCGACCAAACUCUCUCUCUCUCCAACCUCACCCCCACCUGAGUUGACUCAUCUCCCCCACGACCUCCUCGCCGCCGCCAGCACCCACACCGGCCGGUUCCGGCGAGCUCCGGCCUCGCGGAAUACGCCCCCAAGCACCCCAAGCUCCGCCCCUCCCUCCCCUCCUCCCAGAUCCGUGCCUCAAGGCCUGCACCCUUGCCUUGAGGCGGCGAGGGGGAAGGCGGCGGCGGAGAGGCAAACGGCGAGGAGGAGCAGCACGCGGCUCUUCCACCCAACGGCCGCGGAGUCGUCGGUGCGGGCCGUCAGCCUCACCGAGAAGAGGAGCAGCACGGCGGCAAGGACGACGAGGGAGAGGAGGUGGUGGCUGAGGACGAGGCGCGUGUACAGGUCCCUCCCGCAGGCGCUGUCGGGGCGGAAGGCGUUUCCGAUGACGAAGAAAGCGGUGAGAUUAAUCCUGAGCUGCUCCCUAGCAGCGGUACUGGUUGCAUGCUAUAUUAAUGCUUUGGACGAAAUUACAUUAUUCGUCACCCCUGCUCAGCUCAGAGAGGAUGCUUAUGCCGUCCAGAGCAAUGAGCAUGGAAUAGCAGCUCGAGACAGAGGCGCGUUUCAUUGGGAACUUAUUCCGGCACCUGAGCUAUUUACAGAAGGAGGGGACCCGGCGUUCUUCACGGCUCGCGGCAGUGUCUACCUUUGAUUCAUUCGUGCAAUAAGGAGGGGACCCGCCCUUCUUCAUGUCUCGUGCAACAAGGACCAGCCUCCGGAUGUUACUAUUGAUUCGUGUGCAUGUUUUAAAAAGUAAGAAAAUACCCUACUGGAUUUGGACGCUGACGAGCACUGACAAGUUUUCACUUUCCCGACGUGGCCGCAGGGGUGGGUGUUGUGUUCUCCAACCACUCGGAAGUGGACUUCGCCGUGAAGCCCGGCAACUGCGUCGCACAGAUGAUCGUCCAGGUGAAUGCGACGCCGGAGGUCACGGAGGUGGAGGACCUCGAUACCAUCG